Messenger RNA from Papilio machaon (common yellow swallowtail), 4109 nucleotides. It is a transcript of the gene pds5, whose product is annotated as sister chromatid cohesion protein PDS5 homolog B. The coding region runs from base 231 to 3800 and encodes 1189 amino acids. The transcript has 20 exons. The record is from RefSeq and is a predicted model, not a curated record. Gene Ontology annotation, biological process: DNA repair; mitotic sister chromatid cohesion. Lineage: Eukaryota; Metazoa; Arthropoda; Insecta; Lepidoptera; Papilionidae. Gene Ontology annotation, cellular component: chromatin; nucleus.
UGUAGUUUUUCCCGCAGUUUGGCGUCCACCGAUUGAUAAAAAAUUUUAACAUCGUUUUCUAUGUAUUUAGAUCAAAAGGACAUUAAUUUAUCCUUAUGAUUUAAUUCUGUGUGAAAUAUUAAUGAGUUGGACAUGUCGUUGAUGUGAUUGUAAAGUUGUUGAACAACGGUUGUUGUAAUUUUGUAAACAUCGGGAACACAGGCCCACGUCUAUGAGUUCUUAUUGGCAGCAUGGCGGAAAUAGUGUACCCGCAAGGCUGCCGCCCCAUCACCGAUGACCUAGGACCCGAUGAACUGGUUCGAAGGCUAAAGGCAUUGGCUCACACUCUGCAAGGUUUAGGUCAAGAUGAGGGCAUGUACCAGCAGUACAUACCGCUGGCAAUACACCUGGCGGAUGAGUUCUUCCUUACGCACCCCUCGCGUGACGUCCAGCUGCUGAUAGCCUGCUGUAUUGCAGAUGUGCUUCGAGUGUAUGCUCCAGAAGCACCGUAUAAAGAUCAAGAACAGGUGAAAACAAUAUUCCUGUUCCUGAUAAACCAGCUGCAAGGACUAAGGGAUCCAAAGGACCCCGCGUUCAAGCGCUACUUCUAUUUACUAGAAAACCUCGCAUAUGUCAAAUCUUUCAACAUGUGCUUUGAACUUGAAGAUUGUCAGGAAAUCUUCUGCGCACUCUUCUCUCUCAUGUUCAAGAUUGUCAAUACGGAACAUUCAACGAAAGUGAAAUCCUUCAUGUUGGAUGUGCUCUGCCCUCUCAUUACGGAGUCAGAUGUGGUCUCCAAUGAACUGCUCAAUGUGAUCUUGAUGAACCUCGUCGAGCCCAAUAAGAGAGAGCACAAGCACGCGUACUCUCUGGCCAAGGAUCUCAUCGUCAAGACCAGUGAGACCCUCGAACCUUUUAUACAGACGUUCUUUAAUCAUGUCCUAAUACUGGGGAAGGAAGACAAAAAUUUACUUAUGUUUUCAAAAGUAUUUGAGCUAAUAUAUGAACUGUACCAGUGUUGCCCUUCUCUACUGCUCUCAGUGUUGCCACAAUUGGAGUGCAAACUCAAAUCCGCUCAGUUCCAAGAGAGGCUCAGUGCGGUCGCAUUACUCGCUCGUAUGUUCUCUGAACCGGGAUCAGAACUCGCGAAACAAUAUCCCGCAUUAUGGCGGGCAUUUUUAGGCCGUUUUAACGAUAUAGCAGUUCCUGUAAGAAUCAAAUGCGUUCAAUACUGUAUGCAUUUCUUAGUACAUCAUCCGGAUUUAAGAAAAGAUAUAACUGAUACCUUAAAAAUGAGACAACAUGACGCACAUGAACAAGUUCGUUACGAAGUAGUUAUGGCGAUAAUCGCGACAGCGCAAAAAGAUUUCCAAGCGGUCGCUGAAUCUGAGGAUCUUUUACAUUUCGUUAGAGAACGUACGUUGGAUAAGAAAUUCAAGAUAAGAAAGGAAGCUAUGUCCGGAUUGGCUAUGAUUUAUAAGAAAUUCCUAACAGAGAGCAGUGUACCUCCCGCUACAGAGAAAGCAGUUCAAUGGAUAAAAGAUAAAAUACUUCACGGUUAUUAUAUGACUGCUUUAGAAGAUAGAUUGUUGGUUGAAAGAUUACUGAAUACAUCUCUAGUACCUUAUACAUUGCCACCUCCGGUACGGAUGAAAAAAUUAUACUAUCUUAUGUCUAAUGUGGAUGAUAAUGCAACGAAAGCGUUCAUUGAAUUACAAAAGCAUCAGUUAGCUGUUCGUAGAACUGUUGCUGAAUGGGUAGAUUUGCAUAGGAAACCGCCAACUCCUACCAUUCAGAAGGAAAUGAUAGCUAAAGUACUCCACAUCAGUACUAAAUUCCUACCGGAAUCGGUGAAAGCUCAAGAAUUUCUAAACAAAUUCUCUCAACAUAUGAAGAAGGCUCCGGAAUUACUUCAGGGUAUGGAGACAAUAUUGAAUCCUAAUGUCAGCUGUGAAGUUUGUGUCAAGACUACGUCAAGUGUGCUAAAGAAGCUAGGUCAGCCGGUGAUGACCAACUUGUACUACAACACGGUGAAGAUGUUGUUGGAACGCGUCAGCUCGGUGAUGAUUGACCACGACUCUCUCCUCAUACUGGUUGAGUACGUGGAGGGAGCAGUUAAAGGCACUGAUACAUCUAUCGCAGAGGAAUGUGGUAUAGAACUGAAGAAAGCAGCAGAGCGUGGUCUGAAGCUACUAGUGAUGUUGUCAUUCGUGUUCCCCGCACACUUCCUGCACGAGGACAUCCUGGGCCGCCUCACCUCCAUGCUGGAGAUGGAUGACGAGAUUGUCGCCCCACACAUACUGGCCGCACUCACCUUCCUAGGGAAAUACAGACCUUUGAUUGAGGCGUGUCCCUCAUUGUUCCCAAAACUGAUAGAUCUGUGCAAAGCUUACGCUGAAGUUGGAACACCCAAACAAGCCAAGAAUGCUGUCAGAUGUCUGUACGUGAAUGUGCCGGAGCAGCGCGGUCAGAUCUUCACAGAGAUGCUGGAGACGCUGCGAGGCACACUCAGCCCGCACUCGGAGCACUACCGCACCGCCAUCGUGACUCUGGGACACCUCGCACACAAUCUGCCUGACGCCUUCCCGGUACACAUCAAGAAUAUCGUCUCCAGGAAGAUAGUGAAGGAGCUGCUGGUGCGCGAGGGUGGCGGUGGUGCGAGCGCUCCUCAGGGUGAGUGGUGCGAGGAGGAGGAGCUGCCGGAGGAGACGCGCUGCAAGCUGGAGGGGCUCAAGUGCAUGGCGCGCUGGCUGCUGGGCCUCAAGCGGGAUGAGCUCUCCGCACAGAAGACCUUCCGGAUGCUCAACGCCUUCAUCGUACACAAGGGUGAUCUGCUGCAGCAAAAUCAAUUAUCAAAAGCGGAGAUGGCUCACUUGCGGCUGGCGGCUGGCGCGGCCAUGUUGAAGAUCUGCGAGCAGAAAGGUGUCGGUGAUCAGUACACCGCGGAGCAGUUCUACAAUCUCUCACAUCUUAUGAUUGAUGAAGUGCCACAAGUUCGAGAAUUAUUCGCGGCGAAGCUUCACAAAGGACUUUCAAAGGGUAUUCCCAACAAAUGUCUGCCGCUGGACUUCAUGGGUAUGUACGCGCUGGCGGGGCGCGAGCCGGAGCGCCGCGUGCGCAGCCUCGUGCGUCAGUACAUGCUGGCAGACGUCGUGCGACGCCGCGACUAUGUGCGCAAUAUCACUGUUGGCACUAAAUUGGAGCGAGCUGUGAGCCAACUGCCACACAUUCUGCCGGACUACAUGCUUGUGUUCGCGGUGCCGGUGUUGGCACAUGACCCCAACUUCACCGCAUACGACAAUAUCGCACAGCUCAAGGUGAUAAAGCAGUGCCUGUGGUUCAUCCUGGAGCCGCUGAUAACUCGCAAUGACUUCUACUGCUAUGGUUUCUACAAGAACCUUGUAGAACGUAUGAAGAACCACAAGGACGCCAUACACGAGAACGAUGACUCCUUCAACUUUAAACUGUGGGCGGUGUGCGACCUGGCGAUGUCGGUGAUCUGGUCUCGCUCCACAAACUAUGAGAUGCGUGAAUUUCCUACCGACGCUCGUAUACCCACUAUGUACUUCAGCCCGCAGCCGGACUUCUUUGUUAAUACGCGUGUAUUCCUGCCUCCAGAACUACAGUUCCAGGCUAAGAAGGUGGUGCAGCAGGUGGACCGCGCUCCCAAGAAGCGCAACCGAGGUGUACCUGACCGAGAGAACACCAACGAUGUCGAGCCAUCAGAGGCAUCGGACACUCAGAUAAUGCUGCCGGGGCUGGAGCACCCUCCGGAGACCGAUCUUGACGAGCCGCAGCCAAAGCGCGCUCUCAGCGACUGAGCGCCCUCCAUCAUAUAAACAGUGUGAUACGCAACGUGACAUAGUGUAACGUGGUGUGAUGUGAUGCAGUAGGACUCGGUGUGAUAUCGUGUGACUCGGUGUGACGUCGUAUGACGCAGUGUGACUCGAUGUGAUGCAGUGUAACGGCAUAUAACGCAGUGUGAUACGGUUUAACGUCGUGUGUACACAGUGAUCUCUCGGUGCACGUCUCCAGGUAGAGUAUGUGUUAGUUGUUACAAUAUUACAGUGGUAAUUAGUCAUUUUGUUUUACAUUUUACACUUUUCAAUAUAGCAUAGUGCAGAUGACGU